Molecule: messenger RNA, 1413 nt
Organism: Betta splendens (Siamese fighting fish)
Lineage: Eukaryota; Metazoa; Chordata; Actinopteri; Anabantiformes; Osphronemidae
Exons: 8
Coding region: 121-1026 (301 amino acids)
Molecular function (GO): methyltransferase activity
Source: RefSeq, a predicted model, not a curated record
CCUGUGAGCUGUUUGUCAACCGACAAUAAAUGGAAGAAGAAGAAGAAGAAGAAGGAUGCGAAGAAGAAACAAAGACGACGUCUUACAAGUUUUGAAAGUCAGCGGUUUUUCUAGUUCAGCAUGAAUUUUCUUGAAGCAAAGUCGGAUCUGAAGCACCUGCUCAGCAAAGUGAGUCCAAUCGAGCUCCCGAAGCUGCUGGACUGGAUCCGGAACUCCGACGAGCUGGACGAGCUGCUGCUGGACAACAGGAAGGUGAUGCUGCAGAGCAUCGCCGAUGAACUGAGGACCCGUCUGCCUCUGGACGCCACGUUGCCCUCUGAGACCAGGGCUCAGCGUAAGAUGCAGUUGCAGCCACGGCCAACUGUUCAUGUGGACGCUUUCCUGUACGACGAGGAGCAGGUGGACGCUCUGUGCGAGGAGGGAACCAUGAGCCGGACCUACUGCCUCAGCUGUGGAUCCUCCAGGACGGCGCCUCUGGAUUUUAUCUCACACUCAUUCUCGGUACCAGAGCUUCAGUUUCUGUUCCAGAACGUUCUACCAGACCUAAGUGGUCGGGUACUGGUGGAUGUUGGGUCCAGACUGGGAGCGGUGCUGUAUGGGGGUUACGUGUUCAGCUCUGCCUCUCAGCUCAUCGGUCUGGAGCUCAGUGAAGAGUUUGUCCAGCUGCAGAACGACAUCUUGCUCAGGUUCAGACUCAACGACAGAGUUCAGGUUCUCCAUUGUGACGUCUGCACGCAGGACGUCCUGCUACAGAAUGCCGACAUUUUGAUCAUGAACAACGUGUUCGAGUUCUUCAUGGAACCUAGUGAGCAAGUGAGGGCUUGGAGGUUCAUCAUGCAGAACUUCAGGAAGACUGGGUCUUUAUUGGUGACUGUCCCCAGUCUGCAGGAAAGUCUGGAUGCUUUGCAGCAGGAGGUGCAGCAACCCAGCUGGUUGGAGGAAGUUCCUGUGGACUCCAAUGUCUACCUGGGCAAGGACACAGACCCUGAUGCCCUUAGACAGAUCCACCUGUACCAGGUCAAGUGAACUGAUCUGGACCCGUCUCUGCUAACAUGGAAUGGCGUACAUUGUUUUGAUACUUGAACCAGUUGGGCUGAAGUGAUCUGGUUUGAUUCCUAGCCUGGAUUGUGAACUUGUUUGGGUCGACACUGUAGGUUCCUGCUUAUGGCUCUGAUAUUACCAGGACUGGAACAUCACACACCAGUCUAGUUCUUGAUGAAUUGAAUUUGGAUAAUCUGAACUGGUUUGGAGCAGAGUUCAGUAACUUUUACUCAUCUGUUCAUAAUUGAAACUGUUGCUUUUCUUCAAGGUUGUCUGAUUUUUGACUAUUAAAAAAACGAAUUCUCUUUUAUUUUAUUUGUCUUUGUUAUUUUAUUUACUGUUCAGCAAUAAACCUUGACGCUUGAACACUCA